GUGAGCACUACAAUGAAUGGUCCAGUCAGCCCAUGGUGAACAGCAUCCCAGCAGGAAACCUCCAGCUCUGUGCUGCUGUCCUUUUCACAGGCUCAUCAUUUAGCCAGAUUUCUAAGUUCCUGGGUGCCUUCAAUGUGCAGGGACUGUCCAAGCAGUCAUUCUGUCGGCAUCAGGCAAAGCUCUUAAUUCCAACAGUGAGCUGGCAGUGGCAGCUAGAGCAAGCUGAUAUCAUCCAGGAGGCUACUGAAUCUGGACCUGUGACUCUUGGUGGUGACAUGCGAGCUGAUUCACCUGGACACUCAGCCAAAUAUGGCAGCUACACCAUGAUGGAUCUCAAAAGAAACAAAGUUAUUGAUAUCCAACUUGUACAGAGCAAUGAAGUUGGGAAUAGUGUGCGAAUGGAGAAGGAGGGAUUUGUGCGAAGUCUGAGCACACUUUUGGAGAGGGGGGUCGAUGUGCAGCAAGUCGUGACUGACCGCCACACAGGAGUGCAGAAGUAUUUGAGGGAGGAAAAAAAGGAAAUCAGUCACUACUUUGACCCCUGGCACAUGGGAAAAGAAAAUCGAAGAGCUGGGGAAGAGAAAGACGACCCAGGAUGUGAGACUGUGGAAGCAAAGUGUGGUGAACCACCUCUACUGGUCAGCAUCCAGUUCCUCCUCAGGACAGGAGGCAGUUGCAAAGUGGACUUCAGUUGCCAACCACAUCCAAAAUGUGCACAGCCAUGACAACGCCCUGUUCCCUAGCUGUCUGCAUGCACCUCUGGAUGGAGAACAGGCAAGACAGUGGCUCAAACCAAGUAAGUGUAGCAUGUACUCAUUACAGCUGAGCCUUUACUGUUUGGUUUAUUUACAUUUAAAACACGUCACCCCACAACAGAAUAUUUGUCUUCACCUC
Messenger RNA from Nothobranchius furzeri (turquoise killifish), 894 nucleotides. NCBI's taxonomy places the organism in Eukaryota, Metazoa, Chordata, Actinopteri, Cyprinodontiformes, Nothobranchiidae. The record is from RefSeq and is a predicted model, not a curated record.